Molecule: messenger RNA, 3965 nt
Organism: Struthio camelus australis
Lineage: Eukaryota; Metazoa; Chordata; Aves; Struthioniformes; Struthionidae
Source: RefSeq, a predicted model, not a curated record
AUUUGUGGGUGCUACUUUUCUACCAGCUGUCAACGCAACACCAAGUUUUAUACUGAUCCUGUGGAAGCUGUAAAAGAUAUACCCAAUGGGGCAACUAUACUUGUUGGUGGUUUUGGAUUGUGUGGGAUCCCUGAGAACCUUAUAGGGGGUUUACUGAAGACUGGAGUAAAGGAAAUAACUGCAGUCAGUAACAACGCAGGUGUUGACAAUUUUGGACUCGGUCUUCUGCUUAAGACUAAGCAGAUAAAACGCAUGGUAUCAUCAUAUGUUGGAGAGAAUGCCGAAUUUGAACGCCAGUAUUUAUCUGGUGAGCUUGAGGUUGAGCUUACACCUCAGGGUACGCUUGCUGAACGCAUUCGAGCAGGAGGAGCAGGAAUCCCAGCGUUUUACACCAGCACCGGCUAUGGGACGCUGGUGCAGGAAGGGGGGGCACCUAUCAAAUACAAUACAGAUGGCACUGUUGCCAUUGCCAGCCAGCCAAGAGAGGUGCGAGAGUUUGAUGGUCGUCACUUUAUUAUGGAGAAGUCAAUUACAGGGGAUUUUGCUCUUGUGAAGGCAUGGAAGGCUGAUCGUGCAGGAAACAUCAUUUUCAGGAAAACUGCAAGAAACUUCAACCAACCUAUGUGCAAAGCUGCCAAGACAACUGUGGUGGAGGUGGAAGAAAUUGUUGAUAUAGGAGCGUUUGCCCCAGAAGACAUUCAUGUUCCCAAAAUCUAUGUUGAUCGUCUGAUACAGGGAGAGAAGUUUGAGAAGAGAAUUGAACGCUUAUCAAUCCGAAAGCCUGAAGACUCAAAAACCAAACAAAAACAAGGAGACAACAUGAGGGAGAGGAUCAUCAGACGAGCUGCCUUAGAGUUUGAGGAUGGCAUGUAUGCGAAUCUGGGUAUUGGAAUCCCGCUGUUGGCCAGUAACUUCAUCAGUCCGGAUAUAACCGUUCAUUUACAGAGUGAAAAUGGAGUCCUGGGUUUGGGUCCUUAUCCACUUGAAAAUGAAGUGGAUCCAGACCUGAUUAAUGCAGGAAAGGAGACAGUGACUGUUCUUCCAGGUUCUUCCUAUUUCUCUAGUGAUGAAUCAUUUGCAAUGAUAAGAGGAGGCCAUGUUGACCUGACAAUGCUUGGAGCUAUGCAGGUGUCCAAGUAUGGUGACCUAGCCAACUGGAUGAUUCCUGGUAAGAUGGUGAAAGGCAUGGGGGGUGCCAUGGACCUGGUAUCCAGCGCACAGACAAAAGUGGUUGUCACCAUGGAACAUUCAGCCAAGGGCAAUGUCCAUAAAAUCCUGGAAAAAUGCAGUUUACCACUUACUGGGAAACAAUGUGUAAAUCGCAUCAUUACAGAAAAGGCUGUGUUUGAUGUGGACAAGAAAAAGGGGCUGACCCUUGUGGAAAUCUGGGAAGGACUGUCAGUGGAUGAUAUCAAGAAAAGCACUGGCUGUGACUUCACAGUUUCGCCAAAACUCAUACCAAUGAGGCAGAUUUAAACCUGAAAUGCAGACUGGGCUUGACUUGCCAGAAGGCUUGUCAUCAAAUGGGAGCUCAGUGAAGAGAAAUGGAUGUCUGUUUUGCAAUUUUACCUUUUUUUUUUUUUUUUUGUUAAGGGCUUUGUAAGUAGUUUCCAGAUGGUCAGGCUGUGACUAGCAGCCUAAAUUGUAUUUUUACUUAUGUAACUUUACCAACUGUAAUGGAAUGGUGAAUUUGUUCCCUAAAUUUUGAAUAACAUUGUACUAAAAUGUUAGCGAACCUUGUCAGAAAAAUGCCUUGUAGUCUCUCUGCCAAAGACUACGUUUUUUUAAACAGAGAUUCAGAAAAUGCCUGUGCAAAUUUAUAAUUGCCUCGGCUUUUGCUAAUGAUGUCAUUAAACCUACAAAUCACUCCUUUGCCCUAGAACUACAGCACUUAACUAUGUUAAUUCUCCUGUAAAACUGUGGGUUUCUUCUGGAGUGGUAUAUAACAAAUGUACGCAGCUGUAGAGAGGCAUCUGGACCUCUGGACUUCUCUUUUAAUGAGUUGAUGACAAAACUGUUUAUAUCACUGGAAACUGGGUCCUUAACCCUGAAUGUAUCUGCUGUUUCCAUGGUGUCUGUUUGCUGGCAUUAAGAAGCCUAGUCCUGCCAAAGUCCAGCUCUGACCCCUUCUAUUUAAAUGGUACAGGCUCAAAUGAGACUAGCUUGAAGGAGAAAAAUAAAAGGCCCCAUCUCUGUCCAGACAACUGAGAGCUGCACAGUUGUCCCAUGUUAAUCACUGUCACUCUCUAGAGAUGACCAUUCUCCUCCCCAGCCUCCAUUCAGAGGUAAGUGAAGACUGUUUUUGGCAAGAGGGCUGUCCUUCCAGUGUUACAUAGAGAAACAGGUGAUGUGGGCGCUUAGAUUUGUUCUGAAGAAAAUACAGUUGGUUGAGGGUAAAAGCAGCAAGUUUGCACCAUUUGCUGAUCAAGGCAUCAGCAAAUAGUCAAGUCUUUUGAACCCAAACUCAUGAUAACUAGAAGGCAUGCCAUGAGACAAUCAAAAUGAAAAGUUAUUCUCUCAUACUGGUUCUGAUGUAUGGUGAAGAUCUCCCUUUUCCUGAUCUUAAUUACGAAGUGACUACGUAGCAUAAUUACGAUUAUAUUUUCGAUCUCACAUCCCAGAUCAGCACAAUGUAUCUUUGUCAUGUAGAGCACGAGUUGACUGGAAAUCUGCAAUUACUAGAAUAUAAUAUUAUUUACAGGUACAAUGGUUUUAUCAUUCAUCUCAAUAGAAACACUUAAAAGACUUAAGUUAAAACAGUUCUUGACGUGUGUCUGACAUCAGCACUGGAGCAUGUUAAGUAAGUAAUUGAAAAAUAGGUAAAAUAUACAGGCAUAAAUAUACAUAUGCCUAUCAUAUAUAUGUGAUGAGCAGAGUUGAGAUAUGGUACAGAAGGGCAUUCUAAUGCUAAAUGGUAUUCACUGUGUUCAGUGCAUGUUACGGAAGGAAUAUAACACAUUUCUAGGGAACCAGAUAUGAAAUUCCUGCAAUAUCUAGCUCCUUGUGGCCUUGGACAGGUUAAGUAGCCUUUGCCCUGCAUUUUUUCCAUUCUAAAGUAAGAAAUACUUUUUUUUCCAUGGGACAGUUAUAAAAUUAGUCUUGAUGCACACAUGGGUUAUACAGCAAUAGAACUGUUUUGAUUAGAGAGAUUACUUUGGUUCAGUUGGACUUAUUCUAAACGUUUCUUUGAUAAUGUCUUGCCAAUACAAGUUACCUUUCCUCCCACAAAGGAAUAAGAAAAAUACCUUUGUAAGCACCUUUAUACUAGUACAGAAGUACUUCCCAUACUAGGCUGUAUGACUUGAAUUUUACUGUGAUGCUAAGGGGUGGUAGGCCAUUGUAUAGCCUGUAUGUGUAAGGCAAGACCCAGUGUGUUGGACACACGAGAAAGAAAUGUGUUGUGCAAGGGCCUGAUUUGUAUGCAGGGUUUGAACCUACAUUGAGCAAAGUGCUCCAGAAUAUUUUAACCCAGGAUAAGCACAAUUUUUUUUAACCUAGUUUUAGUUUUCAUCUGUUUUCUCUGCUUAGGUAUAGUCCCUAUGGUAUUCACUACUUCCAGCAAAGUUGCUUGCUUAAAGUUUGGCCAUUUCUAUUGCUAUGGAAUAAUCUAAGUGUUGGACUUAAGUUCUACUCACUGAGGUUUUGCAGAUUAAAAGUCUCCAUAUAACAAAAGGUGACUAUAUGGUCGCCCAGUAUGAAACAAUUUUGGUUUUGGAUAGAGCAGCCAAGAGACCUUUGGCUCAGUCAAAGCCUCAGUCCAUAGAGAGAUUUCACUGAAAACUGUACUGUUUGUGGUGCUGUAUGGAGCAGAAGAUGCCUCUCAUUGCCUUCAGAGCUGCGGAUGGGUUAAGAGCUACACCGAGGGCAUGGGUGGGAUCCCAGGAGGAGUCUUGUUCAUCAUCACUUAGAGGUCUAGUAGAGAGCACUCAGAAUGGAUGCUGUUUUUUUUUGGGGGGGGGGGGGGG